This is a messenger RNA of Telopea speciosissima, 994 nucleotides long. RefSeq names its product choline-phosphate cytidylyltransferase 2-like. The transcript is spliced from 8 exons. Lineage: Eukaryota; Viridiplantae; Streptophyta; Magnoliopsida; Proteales; Proteaceae. Gene Ontology annotation, biological process: CDP-choline pathway. Gene Ontology annotation, molecular function: phosphatidylcholine binding; choline-phosphate cytidylyltransferase activity. The record is from RefSeq and is a predicted model, not a curated record. The coding region runs from base 71 to 994 and encodes 307 amino acids.
GAAACACCCAAAAACGCAGAGAGAGAGAGAGAGAGAGAGAGAGAGAGAGAGAGAGAGAGGGAUUGAGUGAAUGGAGAAUCAAAACGAGACGAGUGGUGAUGUUGCAGAGGCCAACAGGCCCGUGCGUGUUUACGCUGAUGGAAUUUACGAUCUCUUCCACUUCGGUCAUGCUCGCUCCCUUGAGCAGGCCAAGAAAGUGUUACCGAAUACCUACUUACUUGUUGGGUGCUGCAAUGAUGAGAUCACUCACAAGUACAAAGGCAAAACUGUCAUGACCGAAUCCGAGCGAUAUGAAUCUCUUCGCCAUUGCAGAUGGGUGGAUGAAGUUAUUCCUGAUGCCCCCUGGGUGAUAACAAAAGAGUUCCUUGACAAGCAUGAAAUUGAUUAUGUGGCCCACGAUUCUCUUCCUUAUGCUGAUGCAAGUGGAGCUGGAAAGGAUGUCUACGAAUUUGUUAAAUCCAUUGGCAAGUUUAAGGAAACCAAGCGGACCGAGGGGAUCUCUACAUCAGACAUUAUAAUGAGGAUCCUCAAAGAUUAUAACCAGUAUGUGAUGCGAAACUUGGCUCGUGGAUAUUCAAGGAAGGAACUGGGAGUUAGUUAUGUGAAGGAGAAGCGGCUGAGAGUGAAUAUGGGUUUAAGGAAACUACAGGAGACAGUGAAGCAACAACAAGAAAAAGUUGGUGAAAAGAUACAAACUGUGGCAAAAACUGCUGGAAUGAAUCAUACUAUGUGGGUGGAGAAUGCAGAUCGCUGGGUUGCUGGUUUCCUCGAGAUGUUCGAGGAAGGUUGCCACAAAAUGGGAACUGCCAUCAGAGACCGUAUUCAAGAGCGAUUGAAAGGACAGCAGGCAAGGGGGCUCAUGUAUCUGCCACAUGACGGUAAAGAUGAUGAGGAUGAGUAUGAGUAUGAAGAGUACUAUGACGAUGAUGAUACUGGAGAAGACGAAGAAGAAGAAUACUACGAUGAAGACGAUGAAAAAGAAGACAAAAAGUAG